Oldenlandia corymbosa var. corymbosa is the source of this 459-nucleotide messenger RNA. The record is from the annotation of a GenBank genome assembly. Lineage: Eukaryota; Viridiplantae; Streptophyta; Magnoliopsida; Gentianales; Rubiaceae.
AUGGCUCUGGUGGCGAACGAAGAAUUUCAGCACAUUCUGCGUAUUCAGAACACCAACGUCGAUGGCAAACAGAAGGUGAUGUUUGCUUUGACUUCGAUCAAGGGUAUUGGUCGCCGUUUUGCUAACAUUGUCUGCAAAAAGGCUGAUGUCGACAUGAACAAAAGAGCUGGUGAGCUUUCUGCUGCUGAAAUUGACCAGUUGAUGACCAUAGUUGCCAACCCUCGCCAGUUUAAGAUCCCAGACUGGUUCCUUAACAGGCAGAAGGAUUACAAGGAUGGCAAGUACUCUCAGGUUGUGUCCAAUGCUUUGGACAUGAAGCUGAGGGAUGACCUUGAGCGUUUGAAGAAGAUCAGGAAUCACCGUGGUCUCCGACAUUACUGGGGUCUCCGUGUUCGUGGUCAGCACACCAAGACUACCGGACGAAGGGGAAAGACUGUUGGUGUCUCCAAGAAGCGUUAA